Messenger RNA from Aspergillus clavatus NRRL 1, 1485 nucleotides. RefSeq lists its product as uncharacterized. Gene Ontology annotation, molecular function: DNA-binding transcription factor activity; transcription cis-regulatory region binding. NCBI's taxonomy places the organism in Eukaryota, Fungi, Ascomycota, Eurotiomycetes, Eurotiales, Aspergillaceae. Gene Ontology annotation, cellular component: nucleus. Gene Ontology annotation, biological process: positive regulation of transcription by RNA polymerase II. The coding region runs from base 1 to 1485 and encodes 494 amino acids. The transcript has 4 exons. The record is from RefSeq and is a predicted model, not a curated record.
AUGUCGCAGACGGAGGAGAAAAUUUGCGUUACCAAAGGAUUUGACUGCAAAUAUCCCUCCAAUGUCACUUUUGUGUCAGUCUCGAAUGCGUCAGGCCCGCAGUUGAGUGGGACUACCCCGGCCUACAGCUCCAUCAGGUUCGUUGAUGACGCUCCUGUGGCCUCUCCUUCUUCCCAAAGAAGUAAAAGCCUAUCAAACGUGCAGGUGUCCCAGACUUAUGGCCAUCUGGCUGCCGACGCUCUGGACUCGGCAUUGGAUCUCAAUGACACUAUCGACCAUGUUGAAUUUGACAUUCCCGAACCCAUACCCCAGAGCAACCGGGGAACUUCGUCUGCUUUUGUGAAUCAUUUGGAUAGGACAUUUGAAGGUGGCGAUCUCGAGACUGCGCUGCUUCGUCAUUAUUGUUAUGCUCUGGCCCCUUGGAUCGAUGUUGGAGAUACCACGCGCGCUUUUGGUCUCACGUUGUUGAUCCUUGGAAGAAAGGCCAGGCCUCUAAUGGCCGCGAUUCUCGCUCUCACUGCAUAUCAGAGAUCGCUAAUCUCAACGAGCUCUGCUGCGGAAGACCUCGCUAGCAGUGUUCACUACCGAGAGGAAGCCGAGCGUGACUUAGGGCGACAGGUUCAUGUUGUGCAACGCAGUGUGACGGCGGUCUUGAUGCUCCAGAGCUUUUUUUCCUCUCACCCAUCGCGGUGGGAGAUCUUAGUAGCUGAUCAUAUGGAUGUGUUCAGGAGCUGUGCUUUAUCUAUCUCACUGGAGGACGAACCCUUGGGGGCUCUAUUUUGGCUUCCAUUCAGAAUUGAUCUCGCAGCAUCCAUCAUAAGCUCUAAAGCCCCCAAAAUACCAUUUCGCUCAUUCGCACCAUCAUCCCAGCCAGACUCGAUCCAGCAAAUCUACCAGCGGAUUCUCAUUCUUCUAGCCCAUACCCUGACCUGGACGUGGGGAGACCAUACCAGUGAGGUUGGUCCUGAGCCUAACCUUGUAUCCCAAUGGACCUAUCUGUGGAACGAGUGUCGGCGAUGGUACCAGAGUCUCCCUGUGCCGGUGCAACCGAUCCUGGAUAUUCGAGCCGUGGAUGCUGACCUGAUCGACCCCCAAAAUGCCUCUUCCUUUCCAAUUCUGAUAUACACCACUUCCCUCGCGCUAGUUGCAAAUGCCGUGUACCAUAUUACUUGCUUCCUACUUCUCACUCACAAACCUCGCUUCGUGAAGACGCUGCCGGGUCCCCGGUGCUUCUCGUCGCAUAUAUGGCAUGCGCAAUCUCUAGUCGGCAUCACUACGAGUAACGAUACAAUCGAGCAGUGGGAUCCAGUUGUUAUCGCUGGAUUUCUCACGGUUGCUCGAGCCAUGACGCACGAGUCGCAGCAAUCGGCUGUGUUGCACCGUCUACGGAAGAUUACCCUCCUCACCGGUAUUAAGCUCGACCAUGAGAUUGAGGCUCUCAAGUCUCAGUGGCGCAUGGCAUGCGACGAUGAUAACUUUGGUUGA